CGUAGUUCUGCGCCCUCCGCUUCGUGAACCGGAACAGCAAACGGGUUUCACCUUGGGUGGAAAUCGGCGUGAAAAGGCGCACGUUUGGGUUUAUCUUGAAAUUUUGACGUUCAAAUGAAAGAUAAAUGUCUGCGUAGCAGCUCGGCCCGGCUAGCUCUUCUUCCCAGAGUGAGGAAACAUGAAGCAAGACGUCAGGAUACUUUUACUGGGGGAACCCAAGGUGGGGAAGACGUCCCUCAUCAUGUCUCUGGUGGGAGAAGAGUUUCCAGAGCGGGUUCCACCCAGAGCCGAGGAGAUCACCAUCCCGGCCGACGUGACUCCUGAGAAAGUUCCCACUCACAUCGUGGAUUACUCCGAAAAGGAACAAAGCGAUGAAGUUCUCAGAGAUGAAAUCGUCAAGGCCAACGUAGUGUGUGUGGUGUAUGACGUCACCAACGAGGACACGAUAGAGAAGAUUAAAACCAAGUGGAUUCCUCUCGUCAACGGAGACGCAGAGAAAGGAAACAAGGUUCCCAUCAUCCUGGUUGGGAAUAAAUCCGACCUGCGCAGUGGGAGCUCCAUGGAAACCAUUCUUCCCAUUAUGAACCAGUUCUCUGAGAUCGAGACGUGCGUUGAGUGCUCAGCGAAGAACCUGAAGAACAUUUCUGAGCUGUUCUACUACGCCCAGAAGGCCGUUCUCCACCCCACCGCUCCGCUUUACGACCCCGAGGACAAGCAGCUGAAGCCAGCUUGUGUUCGAGCUCUGAGCAGAAUAUUCUACGUCUCGGACCAGGACAACGAUCGGAUCCUGAGCGACGCCGAGCUCAACAGCUUCCAGAAAUCGUGUUUUGGGAAUCCUCUGGCGCCGCAGGCUCUGGAGGACGUGAAGACUGUGGUGUGGAAAAACACCAGCGACGGCGUCCAGGACAACGGCCUGACGCUGAACGGUUUUCUGUUUCUAAACACUUUGUUCAUCCAAAGAGGCCGGCAUGAAACCACCUGGACCAUCCUGAGGAAGUUUGGUUAUGACGACAACCUGGAGCUGACCGACGACUACCUGUACCCCGAACUCCGAGUUCCUGUGGGCUGCAGCACAGAGAUCAACCAGUUGGGCCACCAGUUCCUCCAGCAGCUGUUUGACAAAUACGACGAGGAUCAGGACGCCGCCCUGUCGCCGGCGGAGCUGAAGAACCUGUUCUGCGUUUGUCCCUACAUGCCGUGGGGCGCCGACGUCCUGCUGGCCGUGCCGACCACGGACCAGGGCUACAUCACCAACCGGGGCUACCACUGCCAGUGGAUGCUCUCUGCCUACCUGGACGUCCACCGCUGCCUGGAGCACCUGGGUUACCUGGGUUACCCGAUCCUGACCGAGCAAGAGUCGCAGACCGCAGCCGUCACAGUGACCCGGGAGAAGGAUGUGGAUCUGGAAAAGCGUCAGACGCUGAGGUCAGCGUUUCUCUGCAAGGUGAUCGGGCCGCGCGGCACCGGGAAGACCGCCUUCCUCCAGGCGUUCGUGGGCCGCAGCGUUCUGAGUAAAGGAAACGCCAGCAGUGCCUUCUCACCGUAUGUCAUAAAUACAGUUCAGAUCGGCAACCAGGAGAAAUACCUGAUGCUGAACGAGGUGGAUGUGGAAAUGGAGUUCCUCAAGGCGUCGGACGCCGCCUGCGACGUCGCUUGUCUCAUGUACGACGCCAGCGAUCCCCAUUCCUUCGACUACUGCGCCAGCAUUUACAAGCAACAUUACAUGGACGGCAGCGUUCCGUGUGUUCUGGUCGCCUCCAAAGCGGAUCUUCCUGAAGCCAAGCAGUUCCACGGCAUGACGCCAGCCGAGUUCUGCUACAAGCACCGCCUGCCGCCGCCGCUGCCGUUCUGCGGCCUGACGCUCGACGCCGCCAGCAGCAGCAUCUACAGCAGGCUGGCCUGGGCCGCCAUGCACCCCCACCUGAACGGGUCGGACCUGAGCAGCGCCUCCUUCUGGCUGCGGGUGGCUCUGGGCUCCGCCGUCGUCGCCGUUCUGGGUUUCGCCGUCUACAGAGCCGUGGCUCGGCUAAAAUGACCCGACAAUUAUCUCCAUCCGUCACGACCAAACCCGGAGGCCGAACUGUUUUCCAUCUGCCUGACCUCUGACCUCUGCUGGAGGUCACUGCUGCUGCUGCUGCCUUACGCUUCACCCGCUGGCCUGAAGAGCAGCUCCUCCUCCUGAACACCAAGGUGCUUUCAUCAGGGAGAUGCUCCCGCCUCCUGCUGCCCCGUCAGCAGAUCUGAGUUACAGAUCAUGUUCUGCAUGCGAGCAGCGCGUGAAAAUGAAAACGACGCCAAAUUAUCCAGAAUCAGAGCUGGACGUUCAGACCAGCUGCUACGAAACGUCAUGAAAUCCUGAUACGAUUGCCAAAUAACUGGUUUUACCCCAAACAGGAAGAUUUAGCUUCACAAAUCAUUCACCGCAGUUUAAACCCUGUGAUGGUGAGAACCUUCUGUUGCAUGAAGACAUUUGCUUUUAUGGAGGAAAUGGACUUUUGAUUUUAACGGCGUUCGCGACAAAGUGUUAGGGAGGUAGAUAGAAAAAAAGAGUAAAUUUCAGCCAAAAAAAUCUGAAUUUUUCUAGAAGAUUUCUGCAGAGGUCCCUCUUGAA
This is a messenger RNA of Poecilia reticulata (guppy), 2611 nucleotides long. RefSeq names its product ras homolog family member T2 (gene rhot2). Gene Ontology annotation, biological process: mitochondrion organization. Gene Ontology annotation, cellular component: mitochondrial outer membrane. The record is from RefSeq and is a predicted model, not a curated record. NCBI's taxonomy places the organism in Eukaryota, Metazoa, Chordata, Actinopteri, Cyprinodontiformes, Poeciliidae. Gene Ontology annotation, molecular function: GTPase activity; calcium ion binding; GTP binding.